Messenger RNA from Diaporthe citri, 1635 nucleotides. RefSeq lists its product as uncharacterized. The record is from RefSeq and is a predicted model, not a curated record. Lineage: Eukaryota; Fungi; Ascomycota; Sordariomycetes; Diaporthales; Diaporthaceae. Gene Ontology annotation, molecular function: heme binding; iron ion binding; monooxygenase activity. The coding region runs from base 1 to 1635 and encodes 544 amino acids. The transcript has 3 exons.
AUGACGCUGACGUCGCGUCUCUAUACUCCGUGGCACAGUUCCAACCUGACUACGCUCCCCUACACGCCCAUUCUCCCUGAAUCCUUUGGCGGUCCCAUUGCCACCCUCACCACCACUUUCAUUCUCGUGUUGCUCGCCGCCGUCGUCUCAGCAAAUCCCAAGACCUCCAAGACAAACGGAAAGCCCAUCCCCCUCCUUAACCCCAAGCGUUGGUUCGAGCUGUCCACAGCCCGCGCCCGCCGCGAAUAUGACACGAACAGCUGGAACAUGACGCUCAGGGGGAUGGAGAAGUUCCGCGGCGAGCCCUUCCGCCUGCUGACGACGGAGCUCGAGGGCACCGAGGUUGUGGUCCUGCCGCCGCGGUACGCGGAGGAGCUCAAGAGCGACGAGCGUCUCAACUUCCCGGCGCUCAAGUCCAUGGGCAUGCACGGCACUCUUCCGGGCUUCCAGACCAUUGGGACGCUGGCCCAGGACAACCGGAUCAUCCAGAUGGUGACACAGCAGGACCUGACGCGGUCGCUACCGCGCCUGACUGCGGCGCUGUCGUCCGAGUGCGCGGCGGCGCUCGAGGACGCGAUCGGCGGCGGGAGUAAAUGGAAGGAAGUCAUGGUACGGAGCGGUCUUAGCCUACCCGCGGUCGCACGCCUGAGCACCCUGGUCUUCAUGGGGCCCGAGUCGUGCUACGACCGUGAGUGGAUCGAGAUUGUCAUCGGGUUCACUGUAAACAUUAUGCUGGCGAACAUUGCGCUCCAAGCCUACCCGCGCUGGCUGCGGCCCCUGGCGAACCACGUUGUACCGCAAUGCCGGCUCUUGCGGGCCCAGGAGCGCCGGGCGCGGGAGAUGAUCGACGACAAGCUCGCGGCGCGGCGGGCUUUCAAAGAAAAAGAGGAAAACCUGGGCAGCGGCAGCGAGGCCCAGCCCAGCCACGCGCUGGACUGGUUCCAGAGCCAGCAUCAGAGGCUGGGAGGCGAGUACAACCCAACGCUGACGCAGCUGAUGCUUUCGUUCGCGGCGAUCCACACGACGGCCGACCUGCUGACGCAGGUGAUUCUGGACCUGGCGGUGCACCGGGACCUGAUGGAGCCGCUGAGGAGGGAGAUCGUGGAGGCUCUGGACGGGAAACCGAUCGAUAAGGCGGCGAUGCAGAAGAUGAAGCUUCUGGACAGUGUGAUGAAGGAGAGUCAGAGGAUGAAGCCCAUGCAGAUCGCGUUCAUGGAGCGAAUUGUCCUUGAGGAUGUCACACUUUCGGGAAACAUCGAGCUCAAACGCGGCACAGCAACCAUGAUCAUGCCGAGGUUACGAGAUCCCACGCUGUAUGAGAAGCCCGACGAGUAUGACGGGUACCGGUUCUACCAGCUGCGGCAAAAAGCUGGCAGGGAGAAGGCUGGCCAGCUCGUCGCGGCCACGGCAGACUUCCCGGCCUUCGGAUACGGCCAUCAUGCUUGUCCCGGACGCUUCUUCGCCGCGCACGAGGUCAUGAUAGUGAUGUGUCACCUGUUGCUCAAGUACGACUGGAAGGUUGCUGACGGGGCUGAGGAGCCGAGAUGGCGGGCGCACGGGAACGGGCUCGAGUGUGAUGGGCUGGCCAAGAUUGCCAUCCGCAGACGAGAUACGGGAGAGGAGGUAUCGCUGUGA